Messenger RNA from Westerdykella ornata, 1951 nucleotides. RefSeq lists its product as uncharacterized. The coding region runs from base 96 to 1895 and encodes 599 amino acids. Lineage: Eukaryota; Fungi; Ascomycota; Dothideomycetes; Pleosporales; Sporormiaceae. The record is from RefSeq and is a predicted model, not a curated record. The transcript has 3 exons.
GCUUGGGAUAAGAGCAUUAUAUCACAUCUACCUUUGCCGUUAGAAACCGUACGCAGGUAACUGUAUAGGUGGUUUCGCCCUUUGUGUUUUAUGCCAUGCUGAUUAUGUUCCCCAACCGUGUCUCCGUCAUCUUUGGAUGGCGUUACUCGUUUCCUGAUACCGGGGUAUGGCUUCAAGAUUUCGUACUCUCACCCACUUCCUACACUAUGAGCAUCAUCCAAACCUCCUUCUUGUUUUCCGUGGACUUUCUAGUAACCGCCGGUGUAGAUUUGUGCGAGGGGUUUGCCCUAAUACCCAUCCUUCACCGCUCUUACCAAACUCAGAAACUUGGCGCCAGCUUAGUCAACGGUCCAUCACAAGACAUAAACCAUCUCUCUCCUCCGACCGCCUCCUUCCUACCUUCUUCCUACCUUACUCCCACCUUAACUCAACCUCCAUUUCAUCGAGUUCCGGUUGCCCAACCUCGCGAGGCUGUUUUGCCCACCAAAGUCAGCAUAGAUCACCGGCUCCUGCGCACAUCCCAUCUUCUUUUUGAUAUUAUCUCUGCACCCGCUGCCUUCCCGUCCUCUUCGUUGAUCUGCCCUCGCUCCGGUGCAGCAAUGACCAGGUUCACGAACGGCACACCAGCGCCUGCCAUCGUGCGCUACGUUGCACCCAACGGCGCCGCUACGGGAGGCCCAGGCUCACUGCCUUCUGGACAGUCUGGCUUGGGCGGACGGCUAACGCCAGCAUCUCCAUCCACGUCGUCGGGGCCACAAGCCAGAGGCCUUCCGAGGUCGGUGAAGGCCGCCAUGGGCGAUCAGAAGAAUACGCAUACACGCUGCAUUAAUUGCUGGCGGCCUCGAGGGCAUGGUCACCAAGAUUGGUGGGCCUGCAGGUCCCUGUGCCCAAGGUGCCCUGAGGAUCAACAGCACUAUUCGCAAGCUUGCCCUCUUCUGCUUGACGAGACCAAUGAUGAAUGGUGGAUCGCUCACGCAGGCUGUCCUAAGCCCGAAUGGCGCGGGAGAGACCGGCGGGCUCGUUUUGCGCGGGCACCUCGCACCAUUUCGCCCAUUGCAACGAGCUCGAGGGGCCAUGGAAACCAACGUAACGCUAACGGCCUCAGAGGAGGAGAAGCGAGAGGUGAGAAUGCAAUACUCUCCGCUCAUCUGCGCGGAGGAGGUAAUACUUACGGCCCUGCUCGCACACGCUCCCGCUCGCCUGAACGGGAGCGGGUGGUUGAGUAUCGUGCUCGGAACGAUGUUCUCCCACCACGGCGCCCAGAGCGAGUUUCACCGCCCGCUGGAGGCCAACCUUCACUUUCACAGCAAGUUCAGGUCGGCCAAACGGUGAACUCUGGUGCGGAGGCUUCGGUAGUGUUUGAGUAUCGUGCGCGCGACGCUGUUCUCCCACCACGGCGCCAAGACCCAGUUCCACCGACCACUGGAGGCCAAUCUUCGCUUGCACCGCAAGUUCAGGUUGACCGAACGGUGAACUCUGGCGCAGAGGCUUUGGCAGCCCGAGAGCAUAACGGCCUUGGGGGCACAUACAACAACAGCAUUGGGGCCACACAUUACGAGAGCGGCUCCCCAGAUACUCUGCGCCCCACAGCCGUCAUCUGGAGUGACGGGAGUACCACGGAGCCAUCGGUACGAGACUUGCUUAUGCAUGAUCCUUGGAUGACAAUGCUGGUGCAUCAGACGGUGAUGCUCGCAGACUUCUUCGACCGACAUCCUGAUGCUUCCAGGGGGGAGCAGCUUGUGAGUGACGGAAUGGCGAGGUACCUGGCGGAUAUCCGCCGCGAGUUCCCUGCGUAUCUCUCGCCGUCGCGUAGCGGAAACGGCUCCGGGAACUCGUCCAAUGGUGGGGUUACCAACGCAACACCGGAGACCGAUCGAGAGGCAGGCGAACAGUGAAGCCGCAAUGCUACGAAGUAGUACGGCUGGGGAAUGGUCGAGCAUUGGCCUCACUG